This is a messenger RNA of Radiomyces spectabilis, 1401 nucleotides long. RefSeq lists its product as uncharacterized. Gene Ontology annotation, cellular component: cytoplasm; mitochondrion. The coding region runs from base 1 to 1401 and encodes 466 amino acids. Lineage: Eukaryota; Fungi; Mucoromycota; Mucoromycetes; Mucorales; Radiomycetaceae. The record is from RefSeq and is a predicted model, not a curated record. The transcript has 8 exons. Gene Ontology annotation, molecular function: protein binding; ATP hydrolysis activity; GTPase activity. Gene Ontology annotation, biological process: tRNA methylation; tRNA wobble uridine modification.
AUGCAUGAACAACCUACCAUUUAUGCUCUUUCCACUUCACCCGGAAAAGCAGGAGUUGCAGUGAUUCGUGUUUCUGGUAGCCGGGCAAAAGAGGCCAUUCAUCGAUUAACAAAAAGUAAAGCGGCAGCCAGUGAACCACGAAAAGCCCACUUUUGUCGCAUACGCCAUCCAGUGUCAAGGCAGAGUUUGGAUCGUGGUUUGGUGCUGUGGUUUCCGGGUCCUCACAGUUUCACCGGAGAAGAUAUUGUGGAAUUUCAGGUUCACGGUGGCCCUGCCGUGGUUCGCAGCGUCCUCGACGCACUGCAGACACUGCAAGGUUAUCGUAUGGCCGAACAGGGCGAAUUUGCCAAAAGAGCUUUUGAUAAUGAUAAAUUGGAUUUGACUGAAUUGGAAGGAUUGGCUGAUCUGCUGAAUGCAGAGACAGAAGUUCAGAGAAAAUUAGCCCUGCGUCAAGCCGAAGGUGGACUAAGGAUCCCCUACGAACGUUGGCGUGAACAAAUCAUUCACAGCAUGGCCCAAACAGAGGCUGUCAUCGAUUUUGGCGAAGACGAACAAAUCGACGAAGGUGUUUUAGAUCAAGUGCAUGAGAAUAUUACUCAACUACGGGACGCCAUGGAAAGUCAUCUGCAAGAUAACCGUGUGGGUGAAAUUGUGCGCAAUGGCGUUCAGGUAGCGAUUAUUGGCCCGCCCAAUGCUGGCAAAAGCACACUACUGAAUCGAUUAGCAAAGCGAGAAGCCGCCAUUGUCUCGGAUACCCCGGGUACAACGCGCGAUAUCGUCGAGGUCAACCUGAACCUGGGUGGCUAUCCUGUGGUGGUGAGCGAUACUGCAGGAUUAAGACAAUCAGACGACGUCAUUGAAAUGGAAGGUGUGCGGCGAGCCAAAGCAAGAUUGCAAACUUCAGAUAUCAAAAUCUGUUUACUGUCAUAUUCGCAACUGCUGUCGCGAGACCAAGAAUUACGCCUUGAUCCGAUUCUUCGAGAUAUCCUUGAUCAAGACACAUACCUGAUUUUGAACAAGGAAGAUAUCAGCAAAGAUGUGGACGCCAAACGAUGGGUCGACAAGGUUCAGCGUGAAACCGGAGUGCGCAAAGUAUGGUCCAUGAGUUGCAAGACGGAUCACGGCGUCGAUGUGUUCUUGCAGGACAUGAUCGAUCUCUUGAAAGAAAAGUUUGACGAUUAUAUCAAUAGCCCGGUGCUGAUCACGCAAGUGCGUCAUCGUCAUCAUCUCCAAGAGUGUAUCGCUUCUCUCAACAACUAUCUAAGCCUAUCCACGGACGAUGUUGUACUUUCUGCUGAAGAACUGCGGCAAGCAGCCAAUGCUUUGGGAAGGAUCACCGGACGCGUGGAUGUUGAGGAUGUUCUCGAUGCCCUCUUUAGCCAGUUUUGCAUCGGUAAAUAG